Penaeus chinensis is the source of this 2897-nucleotide messenger RNA. RefSeq names its product calcium-binding protein P-like. Lineage: Eukaryota; Metazoa; Arthropoda; Malacostraca; Decapoda; Penaeidae. The coding region runs from base 525 to 1703 and encodes 392 amino acids. The record is from RefSeq and is a predicted model, not a curated record. The transcript is spliced from 7 exons.
UAUGGCGGCCAACUGGCAACUCUCAACUCUGAAUCGGGCUGGAAACAAACCCAGUUUACUGUGAGCAGUACACGCGUAUUGCAAAGUGUUCACAACAACCAAAUAAUAAAGGCAGAAACAUUUACAGUACAACACGUUGUGAAAAAUAGAAAACAAUUGACAACUAGGCAACUGAUGGCCAAGCCCUCGGGUGUCGGCGACAACUCGAUCCUGAGACGUUAGUUGCUCUCCGGAUGGGUGGAAGGCUACAUGUUCGCAUGGAAAUAUAACCCAUUUCGUACAGCUCUCGUGUGUAACGUAAUUUACUAAUUUUGUAUUAUUAAAAGAAAAAUAUUUUUACGCACGAUACAUGCAAAUUCCAGUCGUUUGAAUUAAUAGUCAGAUAGCUUCUGAUACAACGCAAUAAUUUCGAGGUCAAAAUAUCCAUUGCAGAGCUUCAUGACCAAGUAAAUGCCAAGAGUGAGACGCAAAGCUAUGAAAAGGUGAAUCUGUAUGAAAAUUUGUAGUAAAAAAUCAGUGACACUAUGCUCGUGAAGAUGUGUGUGAAAAUGCUGGUGUGCGCUGCGUUCCUGCUGGCCGUGCCGUCGACGACCCAAGGAUUCAACGUUGGUGUUUCAGGUACAAAAUGUAAUUUGGAUCCAAGCAAAGGCGAGAUAAAUGAUCCCUGUGCCAGACUGUAUGAUGGCGUGUGCAAAGGGAGGUACUGUGGCUGUCCCACUGGUACCCAUGAAGACAAGAAUCUUGGGGUAUGUGCUCCCGGUGAAGCGUCAAAAACAGCUGGCGGAACACAGGCAGGGAGGCCUGGCAGUGCAUUUGACGACCUUCCGUUUGACUUCCCUGGUGGUGGUGGUAGCACAGGUGGCACAGCGCCCAAAGCACCUCCCGCUCCAGCUCCAGCUCCAGCACCACUGCCUCAUCCUCCACCACCUCCACAACCUGGCUAUCCUGGGUCUAAUCAGCCAGGCUACAACCCCAAUCAGCCUGGCUACAACCCCAAUCAGCCUGGCUACAACCCCAAUCAGCCAGGUUACAACCCCAAUCAGCCAGGUUACAACCCCAAUCAGCCAGGUUACAACCCCAAUCAGCCAGGUUACAACCCCAAUCGGCCUGGUUACAAUCCCAACCAGCCUGGUUACAACCCCAAUCAACGAGGUGGCCAUGGAACUACUAAAGGAGGUAGUGAUGUGGGUGAAAAGGCAGGAGGAGGAGUGGGUGGAGUGAUCGGCCUCCUCUUGAUUGGUGGUCUCAUCUACUUCUGCUGUUGCCGUGGAGGAAAGCAUAAGCAAGUUAUGAACAGGUUCCAAGGGCUGCCAUUCAUGCGUGGUGGCCAGGCAGGCGGCCAAGGACCAGUUGCUUUGCAGAGUCAGCCCGUGCAACAAGACCCCAACUUCGGCUCCCAGCACACAUAUGUCCCGCCUGGUCAACCAGUUCCUCAGGCACAGUACCCUCCUCCACAACAGCCAUACCCAACAGGUGGGGGAUAUCCUGCAGCUCCAUAUGCACAACAGCCAGGUUUUGCCCCUUACCCACCACAAGGUGAUGGGCAGCCCCCUAUGCAGCCUUACCCACCACAACCUAUUCCACCAUAUCCUCCACAGGGAGCACCAUAUGUGGCUUCUGCUCCCCCAGAAGGUUACCCGGUUGAUGGCCAGAAGCCCCCACCCUACACACAGGAAUACCAGCCUAAUGCUCCGCCGUCCUAGUUGCAAUGUGCAGCUCCUUCCUAGCUCUUUCAUAGGUUGACAUAGCUUGAGAAAUGGUAUAUUGGUAUACUCUUUGAGAAAAAUUACUGUAAUUGCUAGAGACCUUGAUAAAUUGGUUUUACAAUUCUUAAAGCAGUAAACAGUUUUGCUUGUUUGGAGAGGAAUAGCAUUUGAUAUGUGAUAUUCAUUGGAUAUCAUGUGGCAGCAUAAUCUGUAUUUAUUCUUUAACUGUUUACAGAUUACAUUAGUAGAUACUAGGUACACAGGAUAAAUGUAUUAUCUGUAACCAUUUUCCUGUAGCAAAAUCAUGUUUUUUUAUUUUGAAGGUAUUUAUCUACCUCUUGAAACUGCUCCAAGCUCUCUAAACUCACAUAAAAGCUAAAUUUUCUAGGCAGCAUUUAGAUAAUCAGUGUACACAAAGAAUCACACACUAAGAAAAAAUAAGCUACUGUAACCUAAAAGGGUUAAAAGGUAGAUCUUUUAUUACAAACAAAUUUCUCAAUUCAUUAUUCACUACUAAUGCAGUGUAUGUAGAAACAUAAAUCACUAAGCAAAUUAACUUUACAUAUUCCUGUCGUAAAUUUUGCAAUUUAUUUUUGAAACAUUUAGAGGAAAUGCGUAUUAGAAACAGAUGUGCUCAUCUGUUCACCCAAGCAUCAAUCAAGUUCUCCUAUUUGUAACUGCCCUCACAUCUUUGCUAUUAUAGCAGUCUAAUUUGUUACAAGUUUAAAAGUGCAAGUGUAAUUUUACUUUUGUUUUUGUUGCUUGGGAAUUGGGAUUUUUGGUUGUUUGUAUAACCCUUGAAGGAUGAAAUAUAACAAUUGUCUUUCUCAGGUAUGUGUGCACACAACAAAACUCAAAGUUGUUCCAUAGAAUGUCCACAGUAACCCAUUCUCACCUAUUGAUCUCUAAUCAUAUCACGUCAUGUUGGAUGAAGUUUAAUCACUGUUUGUUUGAACCUGCUGAAAUGAUGCCAGGGUGCCUAGCUGUGAACUGGACAAUGGUCCUCAACCAGACUGGCUCAUGCUAAUUCACCAUAAUAUCACCAUACUUUACUCAAAAUUUUACCUGUUGUGUUUGAGUUGAAGCACAUGCAUACACACACACACACACACACACACACACACACACACACACACACACACACACACACACACACACACACACACACACACACACACACACACACACAAA